This is a messenger RNA of Scatophagus argus, 1525 nucleotides long. It is a transcript of the gene f7, whose product is annotated as coagulation factor VII. Gene Ontology annotation, molecular function: calcium ion binding; serine-type endopeptidase activity. Lineage: Eukaryota; Metazoa; Chordata; Actinopteri; Scatophagidae. Gene Ontology annotation, cellular component: extracellular region. Gene Ontology annotation, biological process: blood coagulation; proteolysis. The record is from RefSeq and is a predicted model, not a curated record. The coding region runs from base 62 to 1414 and encodes 450 amino acids. The transcript is spliced from 8 exons.
GGACGGGACGGACUUUGUACCUGUGGGUCCACAGAGAAGCAGCACAACACCCGACUCUCCGAUGAAGUCCACUAUGUGGCUGAGAGUCUUCGUCACCUUCGCCUUCGUCUCCGGCUGCCAGGCAGCGUCAGUCUUUCUGGAUCCAGAUCGAGCCCAUGGCGUCCUGGUCCGGACUCGGAGGUACAACUCGGGCUGGCUGGAGGAGCUGCAGAUGGGAGAUCUGAAGAGGGAGUGUCUGGAGGAGAAGUGCACCUAUGAGGAGGCCCGCGAGGUGUUCGAACACACCGAGACCACGGACGAGUUCUGGAGAACAUACAGCCUCCCCGACAGCUGCAAGUCCGGCCCCUGUCAGAACGGCGGCAGCUGCUCCACUCAGGGCUCGUCCUACGCCUGCUUCUGCCUGCCUCAGUUCAGUGGAGCCAAUUGUGAGCUCGAGAACUCGGCCGUCUUCGACACCUGCCUGCUGGAGAACGGCGGCUGUGAGCACUUCUGCGAUGAAGAGGAGGGAGGACGAAGGCUCAACUGCUCCUGCGCAGACGGCUACUUCCUGGGAGCUGAUGGGCGGAGCUGCGUCGCAAAAGAGCUGAUUGCGUGCGGGAUGAUCCCCGUCCUGCAGGGAGAGGACAAAGCCAAGCAGCUGGACCCUCGAGCUCGAAUCGUCGGGGGAACAGAAUGCCCCAAAGGUGAAUGCCCCUGGCAGGUUCUGCUGGUGUACAAAGGCAAAGCUUUCUGUGGAGGGGUGAUUUAUAAACCCACCUGGAUCCUCACAGCUUCUCACUGCCUGGAGAACACUGACGCUCAGUUCCUCAAGGUGGUCGCAGGUGAGCACAACCGGGAGGUGAACGAGGGCACCGAGCAGUUCGUGCAGGUGGCUGAGAUCAUCAUGCACGGGAACUACGUACAACGCACUGCCGACAAUGACAUUGCCCUUCUACGUCUGGCGACACCCAUCGUCUACACGCCGUACGCCGUAUCGGCCUGCCUGCCGACGCGACCUCUGGCUGAUCGCGAACUCUGGGCCGUCGGCCUGCACACGGUGAGCGGCUGGGGGAGGAGGAGCGAGAACGGGCCCACCUCAACCCUCCUGCGGCGGCUGAAAGUCCCGCGGAUCCGAACACAGCAAUGUUUGGAGGAGAGUGGCGUGGUGCUCACCAGGAACAUGUUCUGUGCCGGAUACAUCGAGGGCCAGCAGGACUCGUGUAAAGGCGACAGCGGCGGACCCCUGGUGACGAAGUACAAGGACACGGUGUUCCUGCUGGGGAUCGUCAGCUGGGGAAAAGGCUGCGCCCGACCGGGCAACUACGGCAUCUACACCCGAGUGUCCAACUACCUGGAGUGGAUCCACAACCGAACAGCGACGCCAGAUCAGCUGACAAACAACACAGAAGCUUCCUUGCACAACCUGACCACCUGAGAGUUCACACACAUCAGCAGAUCCAGAAUCAGUUCCCUUGUGUCAAAUAAUUCAGGUGUAAACUGUGCCUCAAUUUGUUAAAGGUAAUUUGAAAACACAGAGUCAGUUUUA